Erythranthe guttata (spotted monkey flower) is the source of this 1237-nucleotide messenger RNA. The record is from RefSeq and is a predicted model, not a curated record. NCBI's taxonomy places the organism in Eukaryota, Viridiplantae, Streptophyta, Magnoliopsida, Lamiales, Phrymaceae.
AUGGUUAGAUUGGGGGAGAAAGAAAACGAGAUUGAAGGAUAUUUAGGCAGAGUCAGAUUUAUAAAGGAAAAACAACUAUUGGGCGGGCGGGCCGCCGCCUCCGGCGACCACCGGAGUCCAAAAGAUAUUUUCUACGACACCUCCGCCGGUGCCGCUGCAGGUGCAAUUGCAGCUACUUUCGUAUGCCCGUUGGAUGUAAUAAAGACGAGGCUUCAAGUCCGCGGCUUGCCGGAAAUGCAGCCCUCUGGUCGGAGAGGUAGUGUUAUUCUUGUGAGCCUACAAAGUAUUGUUCGAAAUGAAGGUGUGAAGGGACUUUAUCGCGGCCUUACACCCACAUUGACAGCAUUACUUCCGAAUUGGGCAGUGUACUUCACAGUUUACGGGCAUCUUAAAGAGGUACUACAUUCAUACGAGGGUAGCAAGGACCAACUUUCAAUUUCUUCAAACAUGAUAGCUGCUGCUGGAGCUGGCGCUGCAACAGCCAUUGCAACGAAUCCAUUAUGGGUUGUUAAAACAAGACUUCAAACACAAGGAAUGAGGCAAGACGUGGUUCCUUAUAAGAAUAUAUUUUCUGCUCUGACACGAAUUGCCCGCGAAGAAGGAUUUCGAGGAUGGUACAGUGGCCUUCUGCCUUCCUUGGCUGGAAUAACUCACGUUGCCAUCCAAUUCCCUACGUAUGAAAGAAUGAAAUUCUAUUUGGCUAAACGAGAGAAUAAAAGUAUUGAUGAGCUCAACCCCUGGGAAGUUGCAAUCGCCUCGUCGUUUUCAAAAGUGGUUGCUUCCAUAUUGACUUAUCCUCACGAGGUAAUACGUUCGAGGCUGCAAGAACAAGGGCAAGUUCGUAAUUGCGAGUUACAGUACGCUGGGGUAGUCGACUGCGUCAAGAAAGUGUUCAGAAAGGAGGGCAUUCCCGGGUUUUACCGUGGAUGCGCUACCAAUCUAUUGCGAACAACUCCAUCUGCUGUAAUAACGUUCACGAGUUACGAGAUGAUACGCAGAUUUUUGCUGCGUGUAUCUUCGGAAGAGAAGAAGCAUCCGGAAAAAUCCGACGGUGAAAUCGAGCCCGAGAAGGGAGAGAACACUAAAUCUGUAAACCCAUCUAAUAUUGAUAGAACUCGUUUUAUUCCUUUGGAUAAUGCCGAUAAGAUAACUGCUAGGCGAUGAGCGCUCGGCGAAUUAUUUAACAGUCUUAGAUUUUUGUUAAUAAAAGGGCAACUGGGAAUUCCUGUUGUAGGUA